Messenger RNA from Planococcus citri (citrus mealybug), 1378 nucleotides. RefSeq lists its product as uncharacterized. NCBI's taxonomy places the organism in Eukaryota, Metazoa, Arthropoda, Insecta, Hemiptera, Pseudococcidae. The coding region runs from base 153 to 1088 and encodes 311 amino acids. The transcript is spliced from 2 exons. The record is from RefSeq and is a predicted model, not a curated record.
AUUUUUUGUUUUGUCGCGCGUCGAUCGCACUAGCGGACGAGUUUUUAUAUAAAAAGGAAUAAAAUUAACAGCACGGUAUCAGUUUAUACAUUGAAGUCGAUACGUGAAUUUUGUAUUACUUUUUACCUUCAGUUACUGUGAUAAUCAAGAAAAUGAAAGCUAUCGUGGUGUUAAGUUGUUGUGUAAUGGCGGUCCUCGCUCAUGAACCACCACACCAUGAGCACCAUCAUAUACCACCCCCACCACCCCAUCAUCAUGAGCAUAAGGAGCAUCACCAUAUACCACCCCCACCUCCUCAUCAUGAGCAUAAGGAGCAUCACCAUAUACCUCCACCACCCCCUCAUCACGAGCAUCACCAUCAACCCCCUCAUCAUGUACCACAUCAUCACGAAGAACACAAACCUCACCACAUACCACCACCACCACACCAUGAACAUAAACCCCCUCAUCAUAUUCCACCUCCGCCACCACAUCAUCAUGAGGAACACAAACCUCACCAUAUUCCACCACCUCAUCAUGGUGGACAUCAUGAAGGAGGAUUUGGCGGUCAAGGUAUUGGCGGAGGACAAGGUGGAUUUGGUGGUCAAGGAAUUGGAGGCCAAGGUUUAGGUGGUGGUCAAGGAUUAGGAGGUGGUCAAGGAUUAGGUGGCGGACAAGGAUUAGGCGGUGGCCAAGGUAUUGGUGGUGGUCAAGGCCUUGGUGGAGGUCAAGAUUUAGGAGGAUUCAACCAAGGUUUAGGUGGACAACAAGGAGGAUUAGGUGGUCAAGGAUUAGGUGGUCAAGGAUUAGGUGGUCAACAAGGAGGAUUAGGUGGUCAAGGAUUAGGUGGACAACAAGGUGGAUUUGGUGGCCAAGGGUUAGGACAACAAGGAGGAUUAGGCGGCCAAGGAUUAGGACAACAAGGAGGAUUAGGCGGCCAAGGAUUAGGUCAACAAGGAGGAUUUGGUGGCCAAGGAUUAGGACAACAAGGAGGAUUAGGACAACAAGGAUUAGGAGGACAACAAGGAGGAUUCGGUGGCCAAGGAUUAGGUCAACAAGGUGGACUCGGCGGUCAAUCAUUGGGACAAGGCAUCAAUCAAGGAUUUUAAUAAUCAAGGUAUCUGAAACCUACCUAGUUUCUUACGUUUUCCUAUCAACUUUUGAAAGAUGAACGAACUGAUUAAAAUGUAGCCCAUGUCUCUGUCACGGUGAUCAGACGAGAAAGACAGUUUAAAUUAAAUUCAUUGUUUCCUAAAUUUUUUACGACCAUUAUUUUGUGUAUUGUAUAUUUACCACUUCUUAUUUUUAAAAAAUCUCUCCAAACUCUAUUCAACCACAUGCAUUUGUAUCUUUGUAAUUUAUUGUUUUGAAUUAAAUUAAAAUUUUUAAUUGUACCGCA